AUUUUUCUUUCCUUCUGCUGCCACCGCCGUGCCCCCCUCGUCCUCUGUCCCGAGUUUGCCGCUGAUCGCUGCCGACCGCCGUCGUGGACGCAGCUACCAACUGAGCGUUUCCCUGCAGCCUGAUUCUGCCUUCUUUCCUGCCGCUGUCUGAUCCCGACCUGCAGCGUCUGCCUUUUGACUCGAGUCUCCAUUCCUUGUUGGCUAUCUGCAACGCCCCCGACCCAAAUGAUCUCGCACUUUAUCGCCCUCAAGAGCGCCGUCGACGAGCAGGUCGCUGGGCUGGCUGCUCUCACGGGUCUCUCGGAUGAGAACCUGCGUCCCGGCCUCGUCCUAUUCGGCGUCAUUCCUCUGUCGCUGGUCUUCCUCUGCAUCCCUCGGUCCCUCACCACCGCUCGCCAUCUCUUUUCGUUUGUGCUGUCGACUCUGGUUUUUUCGCUCCUGUUUUCCUUCGAAGGCUUCCUGCAUCUCUUCACCAGCGCCCUCUUGACCUAUGUCAUUGUCGCCCUCGGCAAAUCGCACAAGUACACCCCCGUGGCCGUUAUUCUCCUCACCAUGGGCCAUCUCUCGUUCUGCUUCCUCAAGGCCCAGAUCUUUGACAAGUCCAGCGCCCGCUUCGAUCACACCGCCCCCAUGAUGGUUCUGGUCCAGAAGCUGUCGUCCUUUGCCUGGGCAGCAUACGACGGCACCUUGCCUGUCGAGAAACUCACCAACGACCAAAAAGUUCGAGCCAUCCACAAGUUUCCCGGGCUGGUCGGCUUCUUCGGAUACACGUUCUUCUAUGGAAGCUUCCUGGUCGGACCGGCAUUCGAGUUCAGAGAUUACCAACGAUUCAUUGACAACGAGACGAGCUAUCCCAGCCUACCCAGUCGGUCCUGGGCCUCCGUCAAGCGCAUCGGCAUUGCUGUGAUCUUCCUGGUUGGACAGACACUCUAUGGUGAAUAUUUCACCUUCAACCUUUGUUUGACGGACGAGUACUUGCUCUGGCCCGCAUAUAAGAGAAUCGGAUAUGUUUUCGUGGCUGGAUUUGUCGCUCGCUUCAAGUUCUACACAGCCUGGAAGCUCGCAGAGGCCACAUGCAUCUUGAUCGGCCUCGGAUACUCGAAUGGCGGCUGGAGAGCUGUCGAGAACGUCAACUUCUUUGGCCUCGAGUUUGCCCAGUCUCCAAAGGUCUUUGUCGACAACUGGAACCAACAGACGACGCUGUGGCUGCGCAACUCGGUGUACACCCGCAUCGCUCCUCCUGGCUCCAAGUCGACUGGCCUGGCCACCUUCUUCACCUACCUCACAAGUGCCUUCUGGCACGGCUUCCAUCCGGGCUACUAUGUCACCUUUGUCUUUGGCGGCAUCGUCACCAUGAUGGGCCGCUCGCUUCGCAGAACCGUGCGCCCGCUCUUUGCUGACCCGAACUCAAAGCUGGCCAGGUGGAAGUUUGUCUAUGAUGUGCUGGGAUGCAUCGGAACCCAGUUCAUCUUCAACAGCGUCGUGUCCUCCUUCCAACUGCUCCGACUCGACUGGACCGUGCAGUUCUACCGCAACAACUACUAUCUCGUCCCGGCCAUGAUCCUGGGCUGGUUUGUGCUCUUUGACGUUCUCAAGUUCACCCGGCUGAUCAAGCGCUUCGGACGCUGGCUCGGCGUCCGAUACGAGAACGAAGUCGUCGUGCAGCGGGAGCGCAAGUCCGCCACGGCGGCUGCGAAGAAGGCUUCGGGCGAAACUCGCAAGACCCAGUGAAGAUCGCCGCCGCAAAGCGCUGUGAAUGCGGCACAGUCGUGAUGCAGAUGCCGGUGCUGGUGCUGGUGCCAAUUAGCCUUGCAUGUGAUAUGAGUAUGGCGACGAAUACGAUGUGGGCUCGAUAUCAGGCCAGAACGGACGGCUUCUGGGUGGAGAGGGUAUAUGGCGCGUGGGUGUGGUUUGGAUCAAGUGCGGACCCAGCUAUGGAUCCCUUGACGCUGUGGCAAGGUCGAACACAAACCCCCACAGCAGCAACGGCAUGAUGCCCACACUCUUCAUGCGCCCCAAGCUGGUUGCCUGUCCAUGUUCUAUCCACAUCUUGACCUGAGUCGCGCCCCGUCCCUUCCUUUGGUCUUUCGAAGGGUCGCCGUCCUUUGGUGCUCUCGUCCCUUGCUAUGUCAAUUUGAUGUAGUGGCAGCUGUCUUGAGCUGUUGCUGUUUGAGCGAGCCAAUAAACGCUAUGGCACACACCCC
This is a messenger RNA of Polychytrium aggregatum, 2204 nucleotides long. RefSeq names its product MBOAT, membrane-bound O-acyltransferase family-domain-containing protein. Gene Ontology annotation, biological process: lipid modification; glycerophospholipid biosynthetic process. Bases 226 to 1731 code for a protein of 501 amino acids. Lineage: Eukaryota; Fungi; Chytridiomycota; Chytridiomycetes; Polychytriales. The record is from RefSeq and is a predicted model, not a curated record. The transcript has 5 exons. Gene Ontology annotation, cellular component: membrane; endoplasmic reticulum. Gene Ontology annotation, molecular function: 1-acylglycerophosphocholine O-acyltransferase activity; 1-acylglycerol-3-phosphate O-acyltransferase activity.